GAGAGAGAGCUUUGCGCGCGCUCCGCACGCCAGUAAGAGUCUCAGCACGCACCGCGCGCUUUCUAUCUGGAAACUUUCAAAAAAGGAUUCGCAAUAAACCCAUCACCUUCAUGUCGGCACUGCUGAAUAUUUCCUCACCGAUGCUAUGGUUACCUUUAUUACGAUCUUACAGGUGAAUCUAGUGAUGUCCAUCUUGCUGUACGUGAUGUUCCUCGCGUACCUCUAUGGUAUCUCAGCUUCUACGAUGGACAAGCAGCGGCCAACGCAGGAUCCCAUCAACAUGCUUAUCAUAAAGCUUCUACAGGCCGACAUCAGCCGCAGCCGACAGAAACAGGAUGAGGGAACCCUGGACGCACUUCCAUCCAUCACUUUAAACACACCUGCAGUGACCGACUACAAGGGGAAACUUAGCUCACCUGCCUACCAGCCUGUGACAGACAUCUCCUCGGAACUGCUACGUCAACACAAACGUUACAACUCACCACGUGUUCUACUAAGCGACCGACCACCUCUGCAACCCCCGCCGCACUACCUCAUGGACGACUUUGUAAGCAGCCAGGAUGCUAGCGGCAGCAACAAAACACGGCAAAAACGCUACGCUGAGCACAAGAGCUACAGAGCAGAGUACUCGGUGUGUGACAGUAUAAGCGAAUGGGUGGUGGACCGAACCACGGCUGUGGAUAUUCGCGGACAGCAGGUCACCGUUUUGGGGAACAUCAAUGCGGGACGCACUGACCUCAAACAGUACUUUUUCGAGACAAAGUGUCGGACGGCCAAGCCCUUCAAGGGAGGCUGCCGGGGUAUUGAUGAAAAGCACUGGAAUUCACAGUGCAAAACUUCGCAGACUUACGUGCGCGCCCUCACUCAGGAUAAAUCGUCGGUGGGUUGGCGCUGGAUACGGAUAGACACCUCGUGCGUCUGCGCGCUCUCACGUAAACACCGCAGGACGUGAAAAACGUGCAACCACUCCACUGUCAUUUUAUUAUUUCCUGGGGGGCUGUAAAUAUAUAAAUUAUUAUUUAAAUUAUAUGGAAUGCAUAUCGUUUAUUCAUGUCUAUGUAUAAUGUAUAAAUAUUCUUGUUAUUUAUUUAAAACGUCUGCAAAUUAAAAUCUUAAAAAAGAGAGAGACUUACUGUAUCAUGCAAUGCCACUAAGCUACAGGAGCAUUACAUGGUGAAUCUAUGUGCCUUGCUCAAGUAUCAGAGUCAGAGGACAGUGGGAACAGUUGUAAUUGCAAAUGGUCAAUAUCAUAUUAACUUCAGUAUUGUUCACGAAAACCAGUUUUUCUACUGAUACAGGCUGCCAGUAUACAGUGUCCUCUUCAUUUCUGGGGAAACCAAUUACAGUCAAGAUGUUGUCAUAUUUUGUAUGGAAAUAAUAUGUAAACAUACAGUAUAUGCAUAUGAAAACUGCAUGAAAUACCUAAGAAAUAUAAAUUUUUCUAUCACUCAUAUUGUACACCAUGAUGUUAGUGGUUCAUACAGGAUACAAAGACUAAUGGACAAAACCGUAAUACCAAAAGCAACACAAACAACUUUGUAUCACUGGAAUAUUAGUCACAAGUCACAAUCCCAGCAGAAAAAUUAGCUCAGCAUCUUAAAAAAAAAGAAAAGAAAGAAAAAUGGACCAAAAGGUGAUAUGAAAGAUCUUUUAGAGUUCUACUAAUUCUUGUGAGACUGGAUAGUAUUUGUUUCUAGUGUUGAUGGUCGACUAAGACAUGGCCUUUUGAAAGUGUUAGAGUUAGGGUUAGGGUUAGGUUCACCCAAAAAUUAGCAUUCUGUCAUAAUUUACUCACCUCAUAUUGUUCUAAACCUGUAUGACUUCUUCCAACAUGAGGGUGAGUAAAUGAUGACAGAGUUUUAAGUUUUGGUGAACUAUCCAUUUAAGCAAGCACAGUGUUGGUCGGAUCAUUCACAAUGCACCAAUUAUAAGCUUUUUUUACAGCUCAAAGCAUGUCCAUAAUUUUUUUAAAUGUUACCACCUUUAAUAAGUAUGGCACUUGCUUACAUAGCUUAGCAGCAAUGAUGUGAACUACUCCCCAGUAAUGCAGAGAAGGGAAAAGUGGAGUCGAAAGCAGCCCUCAUGACCACUAGUUUACCAUUGAGCAGCUUAGUAUUUUUGAAGAAAGAUCCUUAACAGAUGGAGGAAAGACUCCUCCCACUAGUCGUGCCCCUCUCAAAAGCUCCACCCAGGGUUAGAAAGCCUACCAGAGACCAAUCUGACCACCACGCCCACAUUCUAGCAGGUCAGACACGUCUCUUUUCAAGUGUCCACCACAAACGACUGUAAAUUUAUUGUUAUUAAGAGUAAACCACCCUAAGGAUUUAUAAGAGAAGCAGGUAAACAAAAAGACAACAAAAUGGGCCAUUGCUAAUGACACUGUAGUCUUACACAGAGGUAAAGCUGCCUUAAGACGAUGUACAUAUGUGCAGAGCUGGGAUUUUAACAUGUAAUCUCCCCCUUAAGAGGGUUUCUCUCUUGUCAGACUCAUCUUAGGAGAUAAGCAUUUCGCCGGUGCAUUGAGGCUAUAAAAAGGCCUGCCAUCUUUUCCCACUGUAAGUUUAUAUAAGGAGACCCACUCAAGCGUUAGCACGCUAGCAAGUCAUGAGACGAAGGAUUUCUGUGCAUUAGAUUUUAAGUACUGGGAGGAUCCAUCUGGAGUAAGCCAAGAGACAUGACCAAGGAUACAAAAUGUUAAAUCUUAAACCAGGGAAUCAACUUAAGAUAUGUCAGAGGACAUGAGUAUAAAAGAACGUGUGUUUUUUUUGUACUGGUGCUCAAUAAAUAUUAUAUACCCAAGAAAACACGUUUGUGAGAUGCAUAGAGAAAAAGAGUUCCCUAUCUGUCACUCACUCGACAUUGUGUCGAUGUAGUGACACUAAGGGUUUGCUAUUAUUAGCCCCAGUCACCUCUGAAUUAUUCAGAAAAGGCCAAUGAGAAUUGGCGAGUGGAAUUUGCAUGCUGGAUUUAAGGCGCAGAUCACUGAUGUCAGAUGUCUCGUUCGGGGCUCGCGAUGGGGAUGAGUUAUCAGUUGCAGCAUCGGAGGAUGGGCUGCUGCUUUCGGAAGCGGAAGAGUCUACUGAGCUCCCGCUUUCCUCCUGUGGCAUCGGCCCUGGCUCCACCACCAUCGGAGCCCGUAUGCCAGCCUCAGAGAAGAAGAUCCUCCCGCAGGAGGGCGGCACCGCCUGCUUGUCAGCCGGCCGCUAAGAACCCCAGACGGGCUUCGAAGCGGCCCCGAGACAGGCGACCCAGGGAUGAGGUUGCUAGCACCGACCGGCCUGACCCAGGUGAGCGCACAAGCUCCACUCCCGCCACUGGGCCAGCACCUCGCGUUCCCUCAUUCUCCGUCAGAGGGAAGCCGGCAAAGAGGUAAGUUCGGCGGUUCUCGGGGCUGCUUGCCCGCCCCAACCGCUGCCCACCAUUGCGGGCCGGUGGGGUGUCGGCUCUGCCUCGCCAUGAACCACCCACCCCGGGCAUGAAAAAAACCGGUCGUCCCUCUGGUGCCAUUAGCACGGAGGCUGGGAGCAUGGUUAGCGCUCUCCAGCCCGUCACGAUGGCUUAUCAGAACGAUCCAUCUCGGCUACAUGAUCCAGUUCGCCAGAUGCCCGGCCAGGUUCAGUGGCAUCCUCUUCACCUCGGUACGAAGCGAGGAUGCCUCGGUCCUUCGGGCAGAGUUUGCUACCCUUCUGGUGAAGGUAGCGAUAGAGCCCGUCCCUCUAGCCAAGAUGCACAAGGGCUUCUACAGCCCUUAUUUUAUCGUGCACAAGAGAGGGGGUGGGCUGCGCCCAAUUCUGGAUCUGCGUACCUUGAACAGGGCCUUACACAGGCUUCCGUUCAAGAUGCUAACGCAGAAGCACAUCCUGUAAUCAGUGCGACAUCAGGAUUGGUUCGCGGCCAUCGACCUGAAGGAUGCGUACUUCCAUGUUUGAUCCUUCCUCGACACAGACCGUUUCUUCGGUUUGCUUUCGGGGGGCAAGCAUACCAGUACAAGGUCCUCCCCUUUGUUCUGUCCCUGUCCCCUUGCGUCUUUACCAAAGUCGCAGAGGCUGCCCUGGCCCCGCAAAGGGUGAAGGGCAUUCCCAUCCUCAAUUAUCUCGACGACUAGCUAAUCCUAGCCUACUCGCGAGAUCUAUUGUGUACGCACAGGGACCUUGUGCUUCAGCACCUCGACCGACUGGGGCUUCAGGUCAACUGGGAAAAGAGCAAGCUCUCCCUAGUACAGAGCAUUCCUUUUCUCAGCAUGGAGCUGGACUUGGUCACCAUGAUGGCACGCCUCAUGAAUGAGCAUGCACAGUCAGUGCUGGCCUGCCUGAAAAUCUUCAGUCGGAGGACAAUGGUGCCACUGAAACAUAUUCAGAGGCUCCUGGGGCAUAUGGCAUCCUCAGCGGCGUUACUUCCCCUCAUGUUGAUGCAUAUGAGACCGCUCCAGCACUGGCUACAGAAUUGAGUCCCAAGGUGGGCAUGGCGCCACGGCACCCAGCAUGUGAUAAUCAUGCCAGGGUGCUGCCACACCUAAAGCCCUUGGUCAAACCUAGCAUUUCUACGGGCAGGGGUUCCUUUAGAGCGGGCCUCGAGGCGUGUCAUUGUCAUGACAGAUGCCUCGAAUUCAGGCUGGGGCACUGUGUGCAACAGGCAGGCAAUGUCGGGGCUCUGGACGGGGCCCCGCAUGCAAAGGCAUAUCAACAGCCUAGAGUUGCUGGCAGUAUCGGCCGUUGAUUCUGGGCAAGCAUGUGUUGGUCUGGACGGACAACACAGCAACUGUGGCAUACAUAAACCGCCAGGACAGCGUACGCUCACGUCGCAUGUUGCAACUUGCCUGCUGCCUCCUCCUUUGGAGUCAGCAGAUGUUGAAGUCUCUGCGAACCACUCACGUCCCGGGCGACCUCAAUCACACAGCGGAUGUGGUCUUGCAACAGGUAACGCUCCGUGGAGAGUGGAGACUCUACCCCCACAUAGUCCAGCUGAUUUGGGAGAGAUUCGGGGACGGGCAGGUGGACCUGUUCGCAUCCCGAGAGUCCUCUCAUUGCCCCCUUUGGUACUCCCAGUCCGAGGCUCCCCUCGGCACAGAUGCCUUGGCACACAGCUGGCCUCGGGGUCUGUGCAAGUACGCAUUUCCCCCAGUGAGCCUCGUUGCACAGACAUUGUGCAAAGUCAGGGAGGAUGUGAGCAAGUCCUGAUGGUUGCGCCGUACUGGCCCAACUAGACUUGGUUCUCAGACCUGAAUUUUGACAAAUGUGUAGUUACUGUGUUUUGCUAUUGGACAGCAAUCUGGUUCAAACCCUUUACUACAUUAAGUGAAGUGCCAUGACAGAACGCUUCAUUCUAUAGAAUUCCAAAUGAAACAUUAAGAGUUAUUAGCAUCUAAUUGUCAAUUGUAAUGUGGCAAUGAAAAAUUAAUCAUUGUUUUGUUUGUUUUAAUGUUUUACAAGAGACAUAAUGGUGCAUUUGAAAGUAAAAGUGGUGUUGGACUAACAUAAGGCACUAACUAAAGCACAUCUGUGACUGACAGAUUCAGUUUGAGACCAAAUGUUGGGUGUGAAGUUUUGAGACAAUCAAGGUGUCGGGUACGAUUUGAAACAGAACCACAGACCACCAAGGAAACAACACACCUUCUUUGUAUUCAGUCCUCUGGCUGCUUCUCACUUCUUUAAUUUAGCCCUCCAUGGAGAAAUUGGAUAAAAGCUUGGAUAAAACACAUGAACUCAACAUAUCCCACAUCUCCCAAUUGGAUUCUGCUGGGAAUGGCCCACACAGUUGUUCAAAUGUAUUGCCUUUCCUGAAAAACACAUUCAUACACUGGAUCCCUACAUGAUUUUGACUUGGCUCAUUCCUGAAUGAUGUUCACUGAAACAUUCCCAUGUAUUUUAUGCUGUCUGGUGAUGUAUUUAUGACCUGCUGGUGUCAUGCAUACUUGCUGCUUUAAACCAUUGCAACCAAACUUUAUGAUGACCAACGGCCAAUGACAUGUUCUCUGUUUAUACUGAAAACAGUGCCAAAAACACAUAAAAUUCUAUUUAAGGACUAAACACCUCUUAACAUUCUGACACGAAAGUUCCUCUUCUUCGAUAUGUCAAAACUGACAAAAAUGCGAGAAAAGACGAAUUCUAAUUUAGGAAAAAAGAAAGAAAGACUUGAUUGUUUGAUGGUCAUUGUUUAGUGAAGUAGUUUAUUUUGGCUGUACCAUAACCCAUUGUUUGUACUUUUUAUUUGUUUGUUUGCUUGUUUUAGAGAGAGAGAGAGAGAGAGAGAGAGUGAAUUGCUUAUCCCAUAAUGGUAAUGUCUCUUGAAAUUUCUGUUUUCUCAUGCUAAUACUUGAAGGAAGGAAGGCCUUGCUUGCAGUCUGUGUGAGAUUUGUCUAA
This is a messenger RNA of Myxocyprinus asiaticus (Chinese sucker), 6359 nucleotides long. Its product is annotated as neurotrophin-3-like. Gene Ontology annotation, biological process: cell surface receptor protein tyrosine kinase signaling pathway; positive regulation of peptidyl-serine phosphorylation; memory. The transcript has 2 exons. Gene Ontology annotation, molecular function: nerve growth factor receptor binding; growth factor activity. The record is from RefSeq and is a predicted model, not a curated record. Lineage: Eukaryota; Metazoa; Chordata; Actinopteri; Cypriniformes; Catostomidae. Bases 146 to 952 code for a protein of 268 amino acids.